Molecule: messenger RNA, 698 nt
Organism: Copidosoma floridanum
Lineage: Eukaryota; Metazoa; Arthropoda; Insecta; Hymenoptera; Encyrtidae
Product: Glycerol-3-phosphate dehydrogenase 1
Biological process (GO): glycerol-3-phosphate catabolic process; carbohydrate metabolic process
Cellular component (GO): cytosol
Molecular function (GO): glycerol-3-phosphate dehydrogenase [NAD(P)+] activity; NAD binding; protein homodimerization activity
Source: RefSeq, a predicted model, not a curated record
GGAAGACAUCAACGCCGAGUACGAGAAGCAGCUGGCCAGCAAUACCUCGCCAAAGAGUCACCUCUGAGGAUCCCAAUUUAGGCGAAUUACGAGAAAGAUAUUAGAGAAGGGAAAUUCUUAUCGUUGAGAGAAAAGAAAAUAAGAAAUCACACGCAAGUCAUGCGCACGCAUGCAUAUCGUCACCGCAUAAAUAUGCCAAGCUACUAUCAUCCAACCAAUGCCAAAGCUCAUCGCCAUAUCAUCUCUUCUUCUCUACGUGUCAUAGGCCUUUACUUAUGUUAUGAUCCCGAAAACUCUUUUUCGAGCAUAAUAUUGAAAUAUAGUAUAUAUAUAUCAUGUAUUAUAUGUGCGUGGCAGGUUGAUUGUUUGUUUUUCCUUUUUUUUUAAGUUUUAACAGAUUUUUUUACAUGUUUACAUUUACAUUUUUUCUAUAUUUACUAAGUAUUGCAGCAAGACUGUUACGAUUACAAAAAAAAAAACAAAAAAAAAAUAGUUAAGCAUUAAAAAAAAAAGAGAAGGUUUUGUAAUGUUUUUUCUCGUGUGUUUUGGUAGUGGUUUUUUUUUUUUAAAUAUACUAGACUGUUGUUACGAUGUACACGAGUAUUUGUCGAAAUAUUAUCAUGAUCUGUCGCACGAUCUCUACACGUGCGGAUCAUUGUAUUGUAUAGAAAUAAAGAUGGACGAUAUUAAUUUUCAUA